AUGCAGGCGCAGGACGACCUCGCGGCGCUUUUGGCCAGGAACCUGACUCUCAGCUCGAUCCCGAUCGCUGCGCCGACUCCAGAGGUCCCCGUGCCCGCCCCCGUCGAGCAAUCCAAGAUUGUCUACUCCAUCUCGCAGCACUACCACCAUUCCGCCCACACCAUCAAGCUACAGCCUGCGGUUGAGCAGGCCCGACAGCAAGAUGUACAAAUGCAAGAAGAGAAUCAGCAGCAGCAGCAGCGCCAAACGGUCGAGCAGAUCCUGGUGCAGAACGGCAUCGACCCGACUGCGCUCACACCUGUUCAGUUUGCCCUUUUCCAGAUGUCCGCUCCGGACCGCCGUGACUACCUGCUCCAGCUGUGGCGCAUCUGCCCACCGACUCGGACGGCCGCCGAUUACAACGCCGUCGCCGCAGGGGCGGCCUGGGAUACUAUGGAGGCCGAGAUGGAAAAGGAGAUUACCUCUUCCACCUUGCGGGUGCAGCAGAGCCAGCAGAGCCAGCAGAGCCAGCAGAGCCAGCAGAACCAGCAGUUUUUUCAGCAGCACGAGCAGUCCUUUCGGCCCAGCGAAGCGGCAGUCCCGACAGCGAACAAAUCGACGCACCAGUCGGCCGACGGUCGGUGGCUGCAGGAAACGCCCCAGUCCUACAUGGAACCGUACAUGGCGUCUGGGUACGAACAGCUGGCACGCCGCGAAUACAUGGCGUCCAACUCGCCACCGCCGGCACCGGCGACCGGCUUCUCAGGCCGUGGUGGUGACGAUGCCGCCAGCAUCCCGCGCACUGAGCAUGAGUCCGACAACGCCAACCCCGAUGUGCAUGCCGGAGUGCAUUUGAGAUUCUCCCAUGCCACCGACCCAGUCUACGCCAACCGUCUGACGUCGUCAACACAGCCAGCGCCGUCCAUGCCAGCACCUAGCCGGGCCUCCUGGCCCCAGCCGCACCAGGCAGCCAUGGAGAUGGAGCACCAAUACGGCGCGCUGAUGGCCAUGCGCGACGGCUGUGAGAUGGACAUGUAG
Molecule: messenger RNA, 1017 nt
Organism: Sporothrix brasiliensis 5110
Lineage: Eukaryota; Fungi; Ascomycota; Sordariomycetes; Ophiostomatales; Ophiostomataceae
Exons: 1
Coding region: 1-1017 (338 amino acids)
Source: RefSeq, a predicted model, not a curated record